Messenger RNA from Aureobasidium uvarum, 1771 nucleotides. Lineage: Eukaryota; Fungi; Ascomycota; Dothideomycetes; Dothideales; Saccotheciaceae. The record is from the annotation of a GenBank genome assembly.
GUUACGAAUGUACUCUCAAGUUGGACUUUUGAGACGCGCGUCGUCGUCUCGAGUCGCUACACAAGUUAUACACCAAUGGCCUCAAAACGUGUCAAGGACAUAUUUGAGGUCAAUAUCAUCGAGCCGCAGCAUCCAACGUCUUUCUCGCUUCUGGAUUCCUACUGUCGGCGCCGAGAGAUCUAGAGAUGCCAGGGAUGAAUCUCAUGAGUUGCUCAUCAGAGCAGGCUAUGUGCGACAAGCCCACGCUGGUAUUUUCCACAUGCUGCCACUUGGCAAUCGCGUGCAACACAAGCUCGAAGCCCUGAUUGACAAGCACAUGGAGAGUAUAGUAUCCUUGUCUACCAUCUCCUCAGAGGAGCUUUGGAAAAAGACUGGCAGAUUCGUAGGCCAUGGCGGCGAAGAAAUCACUUCUCUGGUCGCAAGCACCGUUCAAUCAUACAAGGAUCUUCCGCUCCGUUUAUACCAAAUCGGACGCAAAUUUAGAGACGAAGCGCGUCCACGACAAGGUCUUUUACGUGGUCGCGAGUUUACCAUGAAAGAUCUCUACACCUUUGACAUUACAGAACAUCAAGCACGACGGACCUAUGAGGAAGUGCGACAAGCAUACAGAGCUUUCCUCGAUGAGCUCAAACUACCCUAUCUGGUAGCUGAGGCAGAUUCUGGCAACAUCGGUGGCACAUUGAGUCACGAGUACCAUUUUGUAUCUGCCAAAGGUGAGGACAAUGUCAUCAGCUGUGGCUCGUGCGGCCAUACCAUAAACGAUGAACUCGCCAUCACAUCGAUCGACCAACCAGACCAAGUAUCUAUCGAGCACAAAAGGGACCUUUCUCGUUGGGUUGGCAUCACCAAAGACCGAAACAGCCUGGUCGUAGCCUGGUUUCCAACUACUACACAACAACUCUCUGCCAGCGACAACAUCAAGAAUGAGAUCAACCCUAACGUCAUCAAAGCCCUUGUUCCAGACAUUGAUCUCUCGGUAGAGAACCCGCUAGAGAUCUGGGAUAAAACCAAUCCACGUCAAGAAACAGGCUCCCGUCCCUCUUCGGCCCAAAUCAUCGAGAUCAACGACGAACGCCUUCCUCUCGCUAAUCCGGCUUGCGCCGGUAUCCAACACAGACUCCAACCACGCGAGCUCCUCCUUUCUUCUGGCAAAUUCAACAGCGUGCAAUUUCAACUACGCCCUAGAAAGGAUGGAAACUCUAUGCAACUGACCCGUACUCUGACCGGUGACCCCUGUCAAAGAUGCGGCGAUGGAAAAGUCACAGUCAACCGGGCGAUAGAAGUGGGCCAUACAUUCCACCUCGGCACGCGAUACUCUCUGCCUCUCUCGGCAACAUUCGUCGACAGCAACGACGUGCGCAAGACAAUCGAGAUGGGAUGCCACGGUAUUGGUGUCUCGAGACUGGUGGGCGCCAUCGCGAGUAUGCUGUCUGAUGCCAAAGGAUUGAACUGGCCUGCUGUCAUUGCACCUUUCUCUGCUGUUGUUGUUCCCGCAAACGGAAAUGAAGACGCUGCUGAGGAUGUGACAGAGAAGCUUUUGUCCAGUGGUUUUGAUGCUGUGCUGGAUGAUCGCAAUAAGCCGAUGGGCUGGAAAUUGAAUGAUGCAGACUUGGUGGGUUAUCCGCUGAUCGUUGUGCUGGGUAGGGCGUGGAAAACGGAUGGCAAGGUCGAGGUACAGUGUAGACGGUUGGGUAUCAAGGAGGAGGUACAAUGUGGUGGCGAUGCCUCGAGUGCUCUUGAACAGAGACUUCAAAAUCUGCUGACGCAGCUG